Messenger RNA from Rangifer tarandus platyrhynchus (Svalbard reindeer), 516 nucleotides. Lineage: Eukaryota; Metazoa; Chordata; Mammalia; Artiodactyla; Cervidae. The record is from the annotation of a GenBank genome assembly.
AUGGCCUUCAUCUAUCUUCACAGGCUCUUCCCUCUGCAACCUGCUUCUGCAAAGUGGUACGAUCGGAGGGACUAUGUCUUCAUUGAAUUUUGUGUUGAAGACAGUAAAGAUGUUAAUGUAAAUUUUGAAAAAUCAAAACUUACAUUCAGUUGUCUUGGAGGAAGUGAUAAUUUUAAACAUUUAAAUGAAAUUGAUCUUUUUCACUGUAUUGAUCCAAAUGAUUCCAAGCAUAAAAGAACGGACAGAUCGAUUUUAUGUUGUUUACGAAAAGGAGAAUCUGGCCAGUCAUGGCCAAGGUUAACAAAAGAAAGGGCAAAGCUUAAUUGGCUUAGUGUGGACUUUAAUAAUUGGAAAGACUGGGAAGAUGAUUCCGAUGAAGACAUGUCUAAUUUUGAUCGUUUCUCUGAGAUGAUGAACAACAUGGGUGGUGAUGAGGAUGUAGAUUUACCAGAAGUAGAUGGAGCAGAUGAUGAUUCACAAGACAGUGAUGAUGAAAAAAUGCCAGAUCUGGAGUAA